UUAAAUUUGGCCACCAGAUCUAAUUGAUCCGACACCCGGUUUCUUGGAGGAUCAUGCGCUUGUUCCUAGUCGCGGUUUUGGCCGCUUAUUUGGCCUACGUAGCGGCCCAAUCGCAAUCUGAUACGGUAACAGCAGUGGCCACCCCAGUUAUUAAGGCACAGCCAUGUUGUGAAAGUGUUCGGCAAACUCUAAUUGAAAUACGAAAAGAUAUUCGCUUGUGGCUGCUGGACAGGCUUUUCGGAAAACUAAUUCUUUUGCACGACGGAGAACUUCUCGGCAAUCCAAAUUAUGUGAAUUGUGUCAAUGGAAAAAAGCAGCUACCACUCUUAGAUGGAAGCUCUAUUACAGAUCAGUCUGCAUCUACUAACACUAUAACCAAAAUCAUCAAUGAUGGACUUUCAAGUCAGACUACCACCCCUGCGGCUCCUGUCGUAGAAGUAACUCAGGGAUCCUCUUCGAAUGGUAAUGGAAACUCUACCCAGUCCUCGACAACAACUACCACUACAACGACGACAUCUUCCGAUGCUGGCCAAUCCACCACCUCAUCUGACCCCGUUGUGGAAGUCAGUCAAGGAACAAACGGCGAUAACAGCUCCACUCAGUCAUCCACCACAACAACGACAUCUUCAGAUGAGGGCCAAACUAACACCUCUUCGGCUCCUGUCGUAGAAGUAACUCAGGGAUCCUCUUCCAAUGGUGAUGGAAACUCUACCCAGUCCUCGACAACGACGACAACUACAACGACGACAUCUUCCGAUGCUAGCCAAUCCACCACCUCAUCUGACCCCGUUGUGGAAGUCAGUCAAGGAACAAACGGCGAUGGCAGCUCCACUCAGUCUUCAUCAUCCACCACAACAACGACAUCUUCAGAUGAGGGCCAAACUACCACCUCUUCGGCUCCUGUCGUAGAAGUAACUCAGGGAUCCUCUUCCAAUGGUGAUGGAAACUCUACCCAGUCCUCGACAACAACUACCACUACAACGACGACAUCCUCAGAUGCUGGCCAAUCCACCACCUCAUCUGACCCCGUUGUGGAAGUCAGUCAAGGAACAAACGGCGAUGGCAGCUCCACUCAGUCUUCGUCAUCCACCACAACAACGACAUCUUCAGAUGAGGACCAAACUACCACCUCUUCGGCUCCUGUCGUAGAAGUAACUCAGGGAUCCUCUUCCAAUGGUGAUGGAAACUCUACCCAGUCCUCGACAACGACGACAACUAAAACCACGACAUCUUCCGAUGCUGGCCAAUCCACCACCUCAUCUGACCCCGUUGUGGAAGUCAGUCAAGGAACAAACGGCGAUGGCAGCUCCACUCAGUCUUCGUCAUCCACCACAACAACGACAUCUUCAGAUGAGGGCCAAACUACCACCUCUUCGGCUCCUGUCGUAGAAGUAACUCAGGGAUCCUCUUCCAAUGGUGAUGGAAACUCUACCCAGUCCUCGACAACGACGACAACUACAACGACGACAUCUUCCGAUGCUGGCCAAUCCACCACCUCAUCUGACCCCGUUGUGGAAGUCAGUCAAGGAACAAACGGCGAUGGCAGCUCCACUCAGUCUUCGUCAUCCACCACAACAACGACAUCUUCAGAUGAGGGCCAAACUACCUCGUCUUCGGCUCCUGUCGUAGAAGUAACUCAGGGAUCCUCUUCCAAUGGUGAUGGAAACUCUACCCAGUCCUCGACAACGACGACAACUACAACGACGACAUCUUCCGAUGCUGGCCAAUCCACCACCUCAUCUGACCCCGUUGUGGAAGUCAGUCAAGGAACAAACGGCGAUGGCAGCUCCACUCAGUCUUCAUCAUCCACCACAACAACGACAUCUUCAGAUGAGGGCCAAACUACCACCUCUUCGGCUCCUGUCGUAGAAGUAACUCAGGGAUCCUCUUCCAAUGGUGAUGGAAACUCUACCCAGUCCUCGACAACGACGACAACUACAAAGACGACAUCUUCCGAUGCUGGCCAAUCCACCACCUCAUCUGACCCCGUUGUGAAAGUCAGUCAAGGAACAAACGGCGAUGGCAGCUCCACUCAGUCUUCGUCAUCCACCACAACAACGACAUCUUCAGAUGAGGGCCAAACUACCACCUCUUCGGCUCCUGUCGUAGAAGUAACUCAGGGAUCCUCUUCCAAUGGUGAUGGAAACUCUACCCAGUCCUCGACAACGACGACAACUACAACGACGACAUCUUCCGAUGCUGGCCAAUCCACCACCUCAUCUGACCCCGUUGUGGAAGUCAGUCAAGGAACAAACGGCGAUGGCAGCUCCACUCAGUCUUCGUCAUCCACCACAACAACGACAUCUUCAGAUGAGGACCAAACUACCACCUCUUCGGCUCCUGUCGUAGAAGUAACUCAGGGAUCCUCUUCCAAUGGUGAUGGAAACUCUACCCAGUCCUCGACAACGACGACAACUAAAACCACGACAUCUUCCGAUGCUGGCCAAUCCACCACCUCAUCUGACCCCGUUGUGGAAGUCAGUCAAGGAACAAACGGCGAUGGCAGCUCCACUCAGUCUUCGUCAUCCACCACAACAACGACAUCUUCAGAUGAGGGCCAAACUACCACCUCUUCGGCUCCUGUCGUAGAAGUAACUCAGGGAUCCUCUUCCAAUGGUGAUGGAAACUCUACCCAGUCCUCGACAACGACGACAACUACAACGACGACAUCUUCCGAUGCUGGCCAAUCCACCACCUCAUCUGACCCCGUUGUGGAAGUCAGUCAAGGAACAAACGGCGAUGGCAGCUCCACUCAGUCUUCGUCAUCCACCACAACAACGACAUCUUCAGAUGAGGGCCAAACUACCUCGUCUUCGGCUCCUGUCGUAGAAGUAACUCAGGGAUCCUCUUCCAAUGGUGAUGGAAACUCUACCCAGUCCUCGACAACGACGACAACUACAACGACGACAUCUUCCGAUGCUGGCCAAUCCACCACCUCAUCUGACCCCGUUGUGGAAGUCAGUCAAGGAACAAACGGCGAUGGCAGCUCCACUCAGUCUUCAUCAUCCACCACAACAACGACAUCUUCAGAUGAGGGCCAAACUACCACCUCUUCGGCUCCUGUCGUAGAAGUAACUCAGGGAUCCUCUUCCAAUGGUGAUGGAAACUCUACCCAGUCCUCGACAACGACGACAACUACAAAGACGACAUCUUCCGAUGCUGGCCAAUCCACCACCUCAUCUGACCCCGUUGUGAAAGUCAGUCAAGGAACAAACGGCGAUGGCAGCUCCACUCAGUCUUCGUCAUCCACCACAACAACGACAUCUUCAGAUGAGGGCCAAACUACCACCUCUUCGGCUCCUGUCGUAGAAGUAACUCAGGGAUCCUCUUCCAAUGGUGAUGGAAACUCUACCCAGUCCUCGACAACGACGACAACUACAACGACGACAUCUUCCGAUGCUGGCCAAUCCACCACCUCAUCUGACCCCGUUGUGGAAGUCAGUCAAGGAACAAACGGCGAUAACAGCUCCAAUCAGUCUUCGUCAUCCACCACAACAACGACAUCUUCAGAUGAGGGCCAAACUACCACCUCUUCGGCUCCUGUCGUAGAAGUAACUCAGGGAUCCUCUUCCAAUGGUGAUGGAAACUCUACCCAGUCCUCGACAACGACGACAACUACAACGACGAAAUCCUCCGAUGCUGGCCAAUCCACCACCUCAUCUGACCCCGUUGUGGAAGUCAGUCAAGGAACAAACGGCGAUAACAGCUCCACUCAGUCAUCCACCACAACAACGACAUCUUCAGAUGAGGGCCAAACUAGCACCUCUUCGGGUCCUGUCGUAGAAGUAACUCAGGGAUCCUCUUCCAAUGGUGAUGGAAACUCUACCCAGUCUUUGACAACGACGACAACUACAACCACGACAUCUUCCGAUGCUGGCCAAUCCACCACCUCAUCUGACCCCGUUGUGGAAGUCAGUCAAGGAACAAACGGCGAUAACAGCUCCACUCAGUCUUCGUCAUCCACCACAACAACGACAUCUUCAGAUGAGGGCCAAACUAGCACCUCUUCGUCGCCUGUCGUAGAAGUAACUCAGGGAUCCUCUUCCAAUGGUGAUGGAAACUCUACCCAGUCCUCGACAACGACGACAACUACAACGACGACAUCUUCCGAUGUUGGCCAAUCCACCACCUCAUCUGACCCCGUUGUGGAAGUCAGUCAAGGAACAAACGGCGAUGGCAGCUCCACUCAGUCUUCGUCAUCCACCACAACAACGACAUCUUCAGAUGAGGGCCAAACUAGCACCUCUUCGUCGCCUGUCGUAGAAGUAACUCAGGGAUCCUCUUCCAAUGGUGAUGGAAACUCUACCCAGUCCUCGACAACAACUACCACUACAACGACGACAUCCUCCGAUGCUGGCCAAUCCACCACCUCAUCUGACCCCGUUGUGGAAGUCAGUCAAGGAACAAACGGCGAUAACAGCUCCACUCAGUCUUCGUCAUCCACCACAACAUCGACAUCUUCAGAUGAGGGCCAAACUAGCACCUCUUCGUCGCCUGUCGUAGAAGUAACUCAGGGAUCCUCUUCCAAUGGUGAUGGAAACUCUACCCAGUCCUCGACAACAACUACCACUACAACGACGACAUCCUCCGAUGCUGGCCAAUCCACCACCUCAUCUGACCCCGUUGUGGAAGUCAGUCAAGGAACAAACGGCGAUAACAGCUCCACUCAGUCUUCGUCAUCCACCACAACAUCGACAUCUUCAGAUGAGGGCCAAACUAGCACCUCUUCGUCGCCUGUCGUAGAAGUAACUCAGGGAUCCUCUUCCAAUGGUGAUGGAAACUCUACCCAGUCCUCGACAACAACUACCACUACAACGACGACAUCCUCCGAUGCUGGCCAAUCCACCACCUCAUCUGACCCCGUUGUGGAAGUCAGUCAAGGAACAAACGGCGAUAACAGCUCCACUCAGUCAUCCACCACAACAACGACAUCUUCAGAUGAGGGCCAAACUAACACCUCUUCGGCUCCUGUCGUAGAAGUAACUCAGGGAUCCUCUUCCAAUGGUGAUGGAAACUCUACCCAGUCCUCGACAACGACGACAACUACAACGACGACAUCUUCCGAUGCUGGCCAAUCCACCACCUCAUCUGACCCCGUUGUGGAAGUCAGUCAAGGAACAAACGGCGAUAACAGCUCCACUCAGUCAUCCACCACAACAACGACAUCUUCAGAUGAGGGCCAAACUAACACCUCUUCGGCUCCUGUCGUAGAAGUAACUCAGGGAUCCUCUUCCAAUGGUGAUGGAAACUCUACCCAGUCCUCGACAACGACGACAACUACAACGACGACAUCUUCCGAUGCUGGCCAAUCCACCACCUCAUCUGACCCCGUUGUGGAAGUCAGUCAAGGAACAAACGGCGAUAACAGCUCCACUCAGUCUUCGUCAUCCACCACAACAACGACAUCUUCAGAUGAGGGCCAAACUAGCACCUCUUCGUCGCCUGUCGUAGAAGUAACUCAGGGAUCCUCUUCCAAUGGUGAUGGAAACUCUACCCAGUCCUCGACAACAACUACCACUACAACGACGACAUCCUCCGAUGCUGGCCAAUCCACCACCUCAUCUGACCCCGUUGUGGAAGUCAGUCAAGGAACAAACGGCGAUAACAGCUCCACUCAGUCAUCCACCACAACAACGACAUCUUCAGAUGAGGGCCAAACUAACACCUCUUCGGCUCCUGUCGUAGAAGUAACUCAGGGAUCCUCUUCCAAUGGUGAUGGAAACUCUACCCAGUCCUCGACAACGACGACAUCUUCCGAUGCUGGCCAAUCCACCACCUCAUCUGACCCCGUUGUGGAAGUCAGUCAAGGAACUAACGGCGAUAACAGCUCCACUCAGUCUUCGUCAUCCACCACAACAACGACAUCUUCAGAUGAGGGCCAAACUAGCACCUCUUCGUCGCCUGUCGUAGAAGUAACUCAGGGAUCCUCUUCCAAUGGUGAUGGAAACUCUACCCAGUCCUCGACAACAACUACCACUACAACGACGACAUCCUCCGAUGCUGGCCAAUCCACCACCUCAUCUGACCCCGUUGUGGAAGUCAGUCAAGGAACAAACGGCGAUAACAGCUCCACUCAGUCAUCCACCACAACAACGACAUCUUCAGAUGAGGGCCAAACUAACACCUCUUCGGCUCCUGUCGUAGAAGUAACUCAGGGAUCCUCUUCCAAUGGUGAUGGAAACUCUACCCAGUCCUCGACAACGACGACAACUACAACGACGACAUCUUCCGAUGCUGGCCAAUCCACCACCUCAUCUGACCCCGUUGUGGAAGUCAGUCAAGGAACAAACGGCGAUAACAGCUCCACUCAGUCAUCCACCACAACAACGACAUCUUCAGAUGAGGGCCAAACUAACACCUCUUCGGCUCCUGUCGUAGAAGUAACUCAGGGAUCCUCUUCCAAUGGUGAUGGAAACUCUACCCAGUCCUCGACAACGACGACAACUACAACGACGACAUCUUCCGAUGCUGGCCAAUCCACCACCUCAUCUGACCCCGUUGUGGAAGUCAGUCAAGGAACAAACGGCGAUAACAGCUCCACUCAGUCUUCGUCAUCCACCACAACAACGACAUCUUCAGAUGAGGGCCAAACUAGCACCUCUUCGUCGCCUGUCGUAGAAGUAACUCAGGGAUCCUCUUCCAAUGGUGAUGGAAACUCUACCCAGUCCUCGACAACAACUACCACUACAACGACGACAUCCUCCGAUGCUGGCCAAUCCACCACCUCAUCUGACCCCGUUGUGGAAGUCAGUCAAGGAACAAACGGCGAUAACAGCUCCACUCAGUCAUCCACCACAACAACGACAUCUUCAGAUGAGGGCCAAACUAACACCUCUUCGGCUCCUGUCGUAGAAGUAACUCAGGGAUCCUCUUCCAAUGGUGAUGGAAACUCUACCCAGUCCUCGACAACGACGACAUCUUCCGAUGCUGGCCAAUCCACCACCUCAUCUGACCCCGUUGUGGAAGUCAGUCAAGGAACUAACGGCGAUAACAGCUCCACUCAGUCUUCGUCAUCCACCACAACAACGACAUCUUCAGAUGAGGGCCAAACUAGCACCUCUUCGUCGCCUGUCGUAGAAGUAACUCAGGGAUCCUCUUCCAAUGGUGAUGGAAACUCUACCCAGUCCUCGACAACGACGACAACUACAACGACGACAUCUUCCGAUGCUGGCCAAUCCACCACCUCAUCUGACCCCGUUGCGGAAGUCAGUCAAGGAACAAACGGCGAUGGCAGCUCCACUCAGUCUUCGUCAUCCACUACAACAACGAAGGAAAUAUCUUUAAAGGAUAAUGGAAGCCCUAAGUGGAAUAAAACGACAAAAACGUACUCUUCAAAAACUAUCAGAAUUCCGAAGUCAGGAAGAAAGUUAAAUUCUAGUUCUAGCGAAACUUCAACAACCGUAACGUCAAGUUCUUCCUCAAAGCCACAGACCAAAUAUUCGUGGUCAAGCUCUUCAAGGAAAUCGUAUAAUGGUGGCAAGUCUAAGAAAUAUUGGACCAAGCGGUGGACUAAAAAAUCACGCAAAAAUAACAAUGAAAGCUCCACUAUUGUUGCAGAGGAAUCAUCUGACUCACUAACAGAUGCUGGAGUUGCUGUCACCCAAGGAAAUGAUUUAAGCAAUGAGGGAAAUUCGGGUCAGUCUACAGUUACCUCAUCUCUUCCUGUUGUAGAUACUAUUGCAGAUAACCAGAACAGCGAAUCAAGCUUAACAUCAAGUGAAAAUACAACAAAAUACUCUUCAAAAUCCUCCAAGGUUCCCAAGUCUAAUGGUGGUCAGUCGAGUAUAAGCACUAGCAAAACUACAAAAACCGUAACGACAAGCACUUCCUCAACACCCAGCUCAUCAAAGAAAACUUCCAAUAGUGGAAAAUCGGUCAAGACUUCUUCGACUACUAUGACAACAACAUCUUCAGAUCAGGGCCAAUCCAGCUCAGGAUUAUCCCCUGUUGAAAAGAUCACACAGGGAAUCCCACAAAACGAUAUUGAAAGCUUAAAUCAGGUCACCACAACGACAACAUCAUCUGAGAACCAAGUCGGCGUACCUUCUUCCCCUGUUGUUAAAGUAACGAAGAAAACCUAUGUAAGCAAAGAUGGAAAGACCACCCGGUCAUCAACUACCACAACAACAACUACCACGACCAAAGGAAGUAAUCAGUCAGGUACCUUAACUCUUCCGGCGGUCGAUGCCAGCAUAGUGGCUAAGGGGCUAAAAUCGUCAACAAAAACUACAACAACAUCCACCAAAGGAACUAAGUUGUCGGAUAUCUUGACUCUGCCAGAAGUUGAUGCCAGCCUAAAUGUUGGUGGUGGAAAGUCAAGCUCAACAUCGACAACGACAACUACGACGAUAUCCACAAAGGGAAGUAAAUCAUCCUUGUCUCUACCGGAAGUUGAUGCCAGCAUAGCCAUUAACGGCGAUGGGUCCCGCUCAUCAUCUAUUAAAGAUACAAACAUUUGGUCAAAGAUAGACUUGAGUCUGCCUAAACUGGAUGCCAGCCUAAAUGUUGGUGGUGGAAAGUCAAGGUCAACAUCGACAACGACAACUACGACAACAUCCAGAAAGGGAAGUAAGUCAUCCUUGUCUCUACCGGAAGUUGAUGCCAGCAUAGCCAUUAACGGCGAUGGAUCCCGCUCAGCAUCUAUUAAAGAUACAAACAUUUUGUCAAAGAUAGAUCUGAGUCUGCCUAAACUGGAUGCCAGCCUUAAUGUUGGUGGUGGAAAGUCAAGGUCAACAUCGACAACGACAACUACGACAAAAUCCACAAAGGGAAGUAAAUCAUCCUUGUCUCUACCGGAAGUUGAUGCCAGCAUAGCCAUUAACGGCGAUGGAUCCCGCUCAGCAUCUAUUAAAGAUACAAACAUUUUGUCAAAGAUAGAUCUGAGUCUGCCUAAACUGGAUGCCAGCCUUAAUGUUGGUGGUGGAAAGUCAAGGUCAACAUCGACAACGACAACUACGACAAAAUCCACAAAGGGAAGUAAAUCAUCCUUGUCUCUACCGGAAGUUGAUGCCAGCAUAGCCAUUAACGGCGAUGGAUCCCGCUCAGCAUCUAUUAAAGAUACAAACAUUUUGUCAAAGAUAGAUCUGAGUCUGCCUAAACUGGAUGCCAGCCUAAAUGUUGGUGGUGGAAAGUCAAGCUCAACAUCGACAACGACAACUACGACAAAAUCCACAAAGGGAAGUAAAUCAUCCUUGUCUCUACCGGAAGUUGAUGCCAGCAUAGCCAUUAACGGCGAUGAGUCCCGCUCAGCAUCUAUUAAAGAUACAAACAUUUUGUCAAAGAUAGAUCUGAGUCUGCCUAAACUGGAUGCCAGCCUAAAUGUUGGUGGUGGAAAGUCAAGCUCAACAUCGACAACAACAAGUACAACAACAUCCACAACUGGAAGAAAAUCGUCUAAAAUUUUGACUGUACCGAAAAUUGCUGCCGGCAUAUCUAUCGAUGGCGGAAUAUCAGGUUCAACAUCAACUAAAACUAUUAAAAUUACGUCAAAGAACUUUGUAGCACCCAAAUCCAGUUCGUCUUCCAAAACUACGACCACAACCACUACAUCGAAGACUUCAUCGGUCCCAAAAACAGAGUCCAAAUACUCCUGGUCUAGUUCGUCGAAGAAAAUAUCCAAUCCUAUUCGCUUAACCCUACCUACCAUUAACGCAGGUAUUUCUGUUGGCGGAGGAGAUUCGUCGGGUUCCUGGUCUAAGCUAAUCAAGAGGAGCACCAACAGUGCCGAGACGAAUGCCAGCGAUGGUCCAUCUCUUUCCGGUUCUAUUGGAUCCGGUGCAGGUGGAUCUCAGUCUGCUGAAUCCUGGUCUCAACGCUCAGGAUUUUCGGGUGACAGUUCCAGUGUCCAGGGAUCUCCGGACAUUCGUAUUCGAUUGGCCAGAGGACAGACAGGAAACGAUGCUCAGUCGCAAAACUCGAAUUCUUGGACCCGAAGCGCUACACAAGGCAGCGAUAACUUGGCUAAUGGAGCAAUAUCCGCCAAUGGCCUCAAUAUGGAGGGUUCAGAGAGUUCCGGCGGUGUGGCAACUACGAUCCCAGGUGGCUCUGUCGGUGUAACCGGACAAUAUCCAUACUGGUGGGGCAACGGCCGUUGGGUGGGUGUUGGAGCCAGGCCCAGUUGGCGAUAUGGAUGGCGUCCUUAUGGAAGCGGUUGGGGCGGAUGGAACAAUCAAUAUUAGAGUUGGUCCUUGCGAAUGGAUAGGGCCCAGAUUAAACGGCUCAUGACUUUAAUGUACACGAUUGUGAAAUAUAUGCAUACGAAUAUUAUAAAA
Messenger RNA from Drosophila simulans, 10271 nucleotides. RefSeq names its product mucin-22. Bases 54 to 10178 code for a protein of 3374 amino acids. The record is from RefSeq and is a predicted model, not a curated record. NCBI's taxonomy places the organism in Eukaryota, Metazoa, Arthropoda, Insecta, Diptera, Drosophilidae. The transcript has a single exon.